Messenger RNA from Paramuricea clavata, 582 nucleotides. Lineage: Eukaryota; Metazoa; Cnidaria; Anthozoa; Malacalcyonacea; Plexauridae. The record is from the annotation of a GenBank genome assembly.
AUGUCGGAAGCGGGUCAUAAAUUGGACCCAAAGCAAUUUGCUCUUCCGGGAAAGUCAACCACUCAGGCACUCGUUUAUCUCCUCCACGUGAUUCAUGCUGCUUUAGAUCAAGGCCACUGCUCUGUAAGAAUCUUUUUUGUUGAUUUCAAAAAAGGUUUUGAUCUCGUCGACCAUAAUGUCAUUAUUGAUGAACUUUUAAAAUUACAAGUGAGUCCUGCCAUUAUAAGAUGGAUAAAGUCGUUCCUUACCUCCCGUGAACAGUCUGUAAAAAUCGGAUCAUAUUCUUCCUCAUGGAAACCCGUUAACGGUGACCUACCUCAAGGAACUAAACUUGGGCCUCUUCUCUUUGCCAUUUUAGUCAAUUCCCUCCUACUGGACUGGAAUGGGCGGAUAAAGUUUGUAGAUGAUGCUACUGCACUAGAAAUUGUUCCACGUUGCUCUCCUAGCUUGCUACCUAUUCUCGUAAAUGAUGUAUCUCAGUAUGCCUCAAGUAGAGGAAUGAAGCUUAACAGUAAGAAAUGUAAGGAGAUGACAAUAUCCUUCCUCCAAUACCACCUUCCACUUGAUAAUUCGUUCAUAUAG